Mytilinidion resinicola is the source of this 1539-nucleotide messenger RNA. RefSeq lists its product as uncharacterized. The record is from RefSeq and is a predicted model, not a curated record. Lineage: Eukaryota; Fungi; Ascomycota; Dothideomycetes; Mytilinidiales; Mytilinidiaceae. The coding region runs from base 112 to 1365 and encodes 417 amino acids. The transcript has 2 exons.
CGAAACUCUACCUUCAUUUUCCUCGACGAAGGUGAUUUAAUUACUGUCAUGAUAUACGAUUCCGUCCUUUUCUAAGCUUUCAGGCGGCUCGACCGCCCCACGGCUUCCUUAAUGGAGUCCAAUCCUUCCCAUAUCGACCUUUCAGCGAGCCGGCAGCCUCAGAUAUGGGCGGCGAUAGGCACAACAUACGCCCUGGCUGUAAUCUGCGUAGCUCUCCGGUUCCUCGCUCGACGACUGGUCAAGUUCACAUUCUGGCUGGACGACUGGCUUGUACUUGGGGCUUUAGCCAUCUUGACCGCACUCAUUAUCGAGACGAAGUACUGGACCGACGCUGGAAUGGGUCGACAUGUUGCCAGUUUCCCACCCGCAGAGAUCCCAGGAGUUUACGAGAAGUUCUUCAAGGGCUUGUUCAUGGGCUGGAUCAUCUACAUCGCCGCUAUUUGCGUCGUCAAGUUCUCGGUGCUUGCGUUCUACUGGCGUAUCUUCCAGUACACCUCGAUUCGUAUCCCGAUCUGGAUCCUCACUGGCAUCACUGCGUGCUGGGGCUUGUCAACCAUCCUCGUCAUAAUCUUCCAAUGCACCCCCAUCUCCUCCUUCUGGUCCACCCCCCAAGGCCCCGCCGUUACCUGCUCCAUAAACUACAACGCCUUCUUCAUCAGCUCCGCCAUCCCGCACAUCCUCACCGAUGUCGCCAUCCUGUGCCUCCCGCUCCCCUACAUCUUCACCAUCCAACGCCCGCUGCCCCAGAAACUCGCCAUCACCGCCAUCUUCAUGCUCGGCGGCUUCGUCGUCGUCAUCGCUAUUUUACGGUUGGUGUAUCUAGCAGCUGACUCGACCGAUGACUUGGACGUCACGUGGGCAUUCGUCAACGUCGCGAUCUGGACGAACUGCGAGUGCUCGGUCGCGGUGGUGUCGGCGUGCUUACCGAGCUUGAGGCCGGUGAUGCAGUGGGUGUUCACGGGCUCGCCGCACUCGAAGGCUGGGUCUAGUGAAGGGAGGCCGGUGGUCUCGUUGCCGUCGUGGCGGUCUAGUCGGUCGCGCUCUAAUCACGGAAUUCAGGAGCCGCCGGCUUGUAUCGUCAAAGAGGGCCCGCGGCAUCAGUAUCGCUUCGUGCAUGUCAGUGCUGCGGAAGAGACGCCGAGGUGCAAUAUCGUGACAACUAGGAGGUUGUCGCAUGAUGGGUUUGGCUUCGUGACUCUCGGGGCGUCGGAGACGGAGCUCGCGCGUGGUUCUUCGGAAAGCGCGGUGCGUGGAGGGAGUGGUCGAUCGGAUCUCGAAUCGGUGGGUUCGUCGAAGCAUACGGAUAGGAGUUCAGAAUUGGGGAAAGCUAGGUGGGAUAUGUAUGACUUCUGUGAUGAUUUAUGAGCGUUAUGUUAGGAAAUUGGGAAAGCAGGAUGACUAAGACAUGCACGUUAAGCAUAAGCGAUUAGAGUUGCGAGAAGAUAUGAUGUGUGAUAAUGUAUAUACAGAUGAAAAAAUCGUGAAGAGCCGUCAAUGCUCGGUGCCCAAUCCUCUAGUGUAGAGUAAAAAUACAGGUUC